This is a messenger RNA of Contarinia nasturtii (swede midge), 2843 nucleotides long. It is a transcript of the gene pnt, whose product is annotated as ETS-like protein pointed. Gene Ontology annotation, biological process: cell differentiation; regulation of transcription by RNA polymerase II. NCBI's taxonomy places the organism in Eukaryota, Metazoa, Arthropoda, Insecta, Diptera, Cecidomyiidae. The record is from RefSeq and is a predicted model, not a curated record. The coding region runs from base 786 to 2837 and encodes 683 amino acids. The transcript has 11 exons. Gene Ontology annotation, molecular function: DNA-binding transcription factor activity, RNA polymerase II-specific; sequence-specific DNA binding. Gene Ontology annotation, cellular component: nucleus.
UUAAUGUUUAUAUAUAUGUAUGUUUAUGUGUGCAAAAUGUCAUUUUUGUCCCUCUACAACUCGUGCCUUAAUCUUGUGAUAUUUUAAAUAUUAUUAUUCGUUAUUUGUUUAAACAAACAGUGACGAAAAUUUGUAAAUUGAAUAAAAAAGGACAAACAAUUAAAAAAAAAAAAAUAAUUUUUACGAAGAACGAAACAGGCUGAUCUCGUCAUUUUUAUCGUUUCCCUGUAUCUUGAACGCUCUCUCGCUCUACCCCGUUAGUCUUCCAUCAAAUCAACAUUUUGAAAUAUAUUUGAAUUUGAUAAAAGCUGAAAGAACAUCAACAUAAAACAAAACAAAAUGAAAUAAACGAGAUACACACAUACACAAACACAGACCGCGUAUAAAAGUCGUUGCAAUACAAUAAGAUUAUUUAUAAUUUUUGACUGUGCUGUUUUUUAAAUGAGCCAAAAAAGAAAGAACGAUAUCAAUCGUGUAUUGGUGAUCUCAUGUGAUUUAUAAAAUCCCUUACAAUAACUGUGUCAACAAAAUAUCAUAUAAUAUUUACACCUUUACAAUAGCAACAUAUUCGGUGCACAGAAGAAAAAAAAAAACUAUAUAAUAACUAUUUGGAGCAACUUUUUAUUAUUUUGCUCGUCAUAUUUUCUAUGUUGAUUUAUUGAGAAUUAAAUACGCAAAUCGAGAGGAAUUUUUCAACUGUCUACGUCGUCAUUUUUUUCGGGAUAUUCGGAAGGAAUCUCGAAAAACGAAUGCAACUUCAUUAUUGAAUUGUUGGUUUACUCGAAAUGGAAUUCGAAACAUAUGAGUCAGAAUUAGCAGACUACUCACUGCAAGACUCGCCAUUCUAUGAGGCUAACACCCCAAUCAUUUUCGGUUUAACAGCAUCAGCUCAAAGUGUAUUUGCAUCAAAUAAUUCAACAUCGAUGGUGGACGCAUUGAAUUUAUCACCGAAAAAAUAUACAUCGUCAUCGAUAAUGAUGUCGUCGGCGGCGGCAAAAUGUCAAUCAUCGCAUAAAUUGGCGUUUGAACGUUCAACAAAUGGUAAUCAUAUUGGUAAAUCUUGUAAUAAUAAUGAUGGUCCAAUAAAUCUAAACAAUGGCGGUGCCAUCGGUACAUCGUCAAAAAAACGCAAUGUUAAUGAAAUGGCUGAACGGUUCUUUUCAAUUAAAAAUACGGAUCUCGCUGCAAACAACACCACCACCACCACCACCACUGCUGCCACAACCACCGAAACCAAUAAGAAAAAGCGAAAAUGCGUCACAUUCUUACCAAAUUAUGUGCAGCAUUAUGACGGUGGCGCUCCAAUUCAAAUAAAAGAAGAGCCAGAGGAUUGUGGCAUUCGAAGUAUUCAAAAGGUACCAUCACUGUCCGAUCUCUCCGAUCCAGAGAAUUCAUUGGAAAUGCCCAUUGGUAUGCCCCCCUUGACACCUGGUUCGAAUAAAACAUUAACAGAAGCAUUGAAAGCAUCGUUUGCAAAAUGGGAAAAAGAAGCACAAAAUUAUAAUAUUUCAAAAGAUCCACGUCACUGGAGUGAAGAACACGUCGCUUGCUGGUUGACCUGGGCAACAAAGGAAUUCUCACUGGAAAGUGUGAAUAUUGAAGCAUUUUCUAAAAUGCGAGGUCGUGAUAUGAUUGCCUUAGGCCGAGAUGGAUUUUUAGCAAAAGCUCCACCAUUCUUAGGUGAUGUUCUAUGGGAACAUUUACAAGAAAUUCUACAAAAAGAUUGUGAAAAAUCACUGGAAAACGUACCGACAAACGUCUAUGAAUCAGUAUGCGGACCAGAAUUAUCCGAUUUUUUGGGCACACAACGAACAACACCAAAUUCACAAAAUUACACAAACAACAAACCGUUCGCAUCGAUAACAAACGGAUUUAAUGCACCUCAUGAUCGCAAUGAAAACUCCUCACCAUCGUCAGCAAUGUUGGCACACCCGCAACAACAUCAACAGCCUGUUAGUCAAAAUUCAAUGUCAUAUAAUGUUCAAGCGCACAAGAAUAUAUCGAGUUCAUCAACGUCCACUGGAGCAUAUAGUAUACAAAAUAUGAAAGAAGAACCGAGCGCAGGUGCAAACAACUAUCCAAAUGCUGUGAAUGGAAAUGGUUCAGAUGAUAUGGCAAGUUUUGGUUUGUUUACUCAUCCCGGUCCGUAUGAGGAGCCAGAGUAUCAUUCAUUGUCACAAGAUGCACAAAAUCAACCACCGUAUUUAGAAAAUAGUCCAGAAUUUUAUGCUGGUAUGCUCGAACAGAAAUACAAUCAACCAUAUCAUAAAAACCCAUUCAAUUCACGAGGACGUUUUCACGAUAAUUAUCCAGAUUAUACAGCAUACGAUUCACCAACGUUCCAAACCGUACCUAGCAGCACCACAUCGUCCGAUCAUUGGAAUGUUCAACAUCCACACAAUGGAGACUUUCAGCAUCCGUAUAUGGGUGCAAUGGGAAUUGAUAAGACAAUUCUUGGUGGUUAUCCAACAGCCGGUGGCAUUCAAUGUUUUAAUGGUACCGGUCCAAUUCAAUUGUGGCAAUUUUUAUUGGAGCUUCUUAUGGAUAAAACUUGCCAAAACUUCAUUUCAUGGACUGGAGAAGGAUGGGAAUUUAAACUCACCGAUCCAGACGAAGUUGCACGACGAUGGGGCGUUCGAAAAAAUAAGCCAAAAAUGAAUUAUGAGAAAUUAAGUCGCGGUUUGCGAUACUAUUACGAUAAAAAUAUUAUUCAUAAGACGGCUGGAAAACGAUACGUGUACCGAUUCGUAUGUGAUCUACAGAAUUUAAUUGGGUGUUCACCCGAAGAAUUGUGCGCCAAAUUAGACGUGAAAACUGAGAAAAGGGAUGACGAAUGAAAAUAC